AAGCAGCAGAAAGCAUGGUGGGGUAGGGCCAGGUCUGUGCCUCGGCCCCAUAGGAGCAGCAAGGGGCCACGUGGGAGCAGCACCCCAGUCACUUUCCGACCUUCUGGAGAUCCUGACAGCCAGCUGUAUGAUAUGGGAUAUACCCCCGAGGAGGAAGCCCCGGCCUGUCCUGAUGAAUUUGAUGACUUCGUCACAUUUGAGGCAAAUGAGGUGACCGACAGUGCGUACAUGGGCUCGGAGAGCACCUACAGCGAGUGUGAAACCUUCACAGAUGAGGACACCAGCACCCUGGUGCACCACGAGAUGCACGACGAGGUGGAGACCGACAGCGCCAUCGACUCCACCGUGCACUCAGAGUUCACAGAUGCCAUCGAGGAGCAGGAGCAGGGGUCAGUGGGGCAGAAUGGGGCAAAGGGGGGCAGGUGAGGAGCAGGGGAGAUG
Molecule: messenger RNA, 441 nt
Organism: Meleagris gallopavo (turkey)
Lineage: Eukaryota; Metazoa; Chordata; Aves; Galliformes; Phasianidae
Source: RefSeq, a predicted model, not a curated record